AUGGAUAAUACGAGUAUGAGUAUUGAAGAUAUGGAAACCAUUGAAAUUGCAAAAUAUGCCAUAGAAAAAGAACUAUCUGAUUUAAAGAAAAUUGUUGACCAUUUAUGCGAAAUGCGAGUUCAAGCGUUUGACUUAGAAUGUAAUGUGAUGACAAAAGUGGAUUCAAAAACAUGGACUAAUAUCUCCGAACUAAUAGGCUUGUCUCGCUCUCUGCUGCUAUCUGAAGGCGAGAUUACAUUUUCU
Messenger RNA from Brenthis ino (lesser marbled fritillary), 243 nucleotides. The record is from the annotation of a GenBank genome assembly. Lineage: Eukaryota; Metazoa; Arthropoda; Insecta; Lepidoptera; Nymphalidae.